AUGUCUGAACAUUCUCAUUCUUCGUUGUCCCAAUCGAAAAGAAUAGCUCACUCCCUCCCACAUAAUCAAGAAUAUACCGAACAAUUCAACUGCGUCAAAUGCGAUCGAGAAGAUAGCUUCGAUGAAAUGGUACAAUGUGAUAAAUGUGACCAUUGGUAUCAUUUUGUAUGUGCUGACGUACAUGGCGAUGACGUCGAGGACAAAGAGUGGAUCUGUCCAAAAUGUUUAAAAACUUCAGCUACACAUCUUCCAAAAUCAGUUACUUCACGUCACGGCCAACCUGCAAUGCCAAAAGGUCAAAAGCAACAUGUGCAAGCAUCAUCAACGGCCAAAGCAAAUCCGCCAGAGGUGUUAGACUGCCAAGAUACAAGAUCCAAACCACUGUCCAAAGCCGCUCAUUCUGAAUGCUCAAGAAAAUCACGAUCGUCAGUGAAGUCUGUACAGCUACAGCUUAAGAAAUUAGAAGAAGAACGCUUGCUUCAAGAAAAAAGAGAUCGAGAGUAUUUGCAGAAAAAAUAUGAAAUUCUCGAACAGCUUCCAUCGGACAAUGAUGAGGACAUUGAUGAUGAUCUUGACAUUUGUGAGAUAGAGGACAGAACGUCCAAAUGGGUGGAAACAGUGAAACGAACCACAGGUGAUUCACCUGCAAGAAAGCCCUCUAAGCUUUUAAAUCCUCAGCCACAAAUUACAUCCCACACUCUACAACAGAUAGACGAAAAUCCAACUAAUCCGAACAAUGCACAAGACGAGAAUGCUCAACCGCUCAUAAUGCGCUCCAAUGAAGUUGGAACUAUACCUGGCCAUACUUUCAAUGCGCCAAAAAUAAAUUCCCUUCAUCUAGCAGCAAGGCAUGCAAUGCCUAAAGAGCUACCUAGCUUCAGCGGCAAUCCAGAAGACUGGCCGCUUUUCAUUAGUUGUCUGGAAAAUUCAACACGUUCGUGCGGAUACACAAAUGAUGAAAAUCUUAUGCGACUCCAGCGCUGCUUGAAAGGUAAAGCCUUAGAAGCAGUGCGCUAUAGACUCUUAUACCCUGAAAACGUUCCAUCAAUUAUAUCUACUCUGCAGAUGCUGUACGGUAGACCUGAUGUCAUCAUACAUUCACUUUUAAAUAAGAUCCGUAAUGAGCCUGCUCCAAGAGCUGAUAGGCUAGAUACACUUGUGACGUUUUCCUUUGCAGUACAAAAUAUCCAUGCCAUCAUGGAAUCUAAACAUUUAGAGUCUCAUAUUGCAAACCCAUCUUUACUCCAAGAAUUGACUGAAAAGCUUCCCGCGUCUAUACGACUUAACUGGGGUAUACACAAGCAAACUUUAGAUGCUGUUAACUUAUCUACAUUCUGCACAUGGUUAAGUUCAAUAGCUAGAGCAGCAGUUGAGGUGUCACCGUCUACUCCAUUUAGAAAUACGGAAUCUAAAUUUGAAAGACGCUCUCCAAGUACAAAAACCUAUUUAAACACGCAUCAAGAAAUAGAGACACGAAAUAAACCAUCCCGAAAAUGCAAAAUUUGCAAUGGCAAUUGUGACCAUGUUGAAAAUUGUCAUAAAUUUAUAUCCAUGACACUAAAAAAUAAAUGGUCAGCUGUAAAUGAAUUUCAUCUUUGCCGAACAUGCCUACGUCCUCAUGGUAAGAGUCGUUGUACUUCUACAAAAAAAUGCGGUCAAAACGGUUGUGUAUUUAAGCAUCACAGUCUAUUGCAUAAGUUUGAUACAGAUGAAAGUACACCAUCGACUUCAAUCAACAGCAACAAAAACAACCAAGAUCAAAACAGUACAAAUGGAACCCAAUUUAAUUGUCACGUUCACAAAUCCGAAAAUCGUUUAACAAUAUUUAGAAUUAUCCCUAUAACCCUAUAUAGUAGCAGUGCACGAUUUGAAACCUUUGCUUUCCUAGAUGACGGUUCGUCCAUAACCCUUAUGGAUGAAGAACUUGCCUCAAUUCUAGGCCUCGAUGGUGAAGCUGAACCUUUAUGCCUAAAAUGGACAUCUGACACUCAUCGUAUGGAAGAAGGGUCACAAAAAGUUAGUGUGAAAAUCUCCGGCACUGGAAUAAAAAACAAAUACGAGCUAUCAAAUGUACGUACUGUAAAAUCAUUGGACUUACCCUCACAAUCAAUUGACGCGGAUACAAUGAAGGAUAAUUAUCGACACUUAAAAGGUAUUCCCAUAUCCUCUUACUUGAAUGCAAAACCAAGAAUUUUAAUAGGGUUAGAUCACUGGAACCUGGCUGUUUCGUUGCGUACUCGUGAGGGGAAAAAUAAUGAACCAGUAGUCACUAAGACAAGACUAGGAUGGGUAGUACAUGGCGUCUGCGAAGAACAAAAGGGGUCACAACAAAAACAUUAUAAUUUUCACGUUUGUGAAUGCCAACCACACCUAGAUGACGAGCUUCAUCAACUCGUUAAAAAACAAUUUAAUAUAGAGAACGUUGACGCGAAAUCCGUAAAAAAACUAUUUUCAACAGAUGACACGAAGGCAAAACAAAUUUUGGAAACGCAAUGUUAUCGCGAUGGAAACCGGUUUAUUGUCCCACUUUUAUGGAGAAACGAUAAUGAUAUACUGCCUGAUAGCCGUCGUAUGGCUGAGCGGCGUUUAAAAUGCUUAGAGUCCAGAAUGUCUAAAGAACCUGCACUAGCCACAAAGCUCCAGCAAGAAGUUGCUAAAUAUUUAAAAAAAGGCUAUGCAAGAAAGCUCUCUAAAGAGGAAUCUGAUGAGCGAACACCACGAACGUGGUAUCUGCCAGUUUUUCCAGUGCUUAAUCCGAGUAAGCCUAAUAAAGUCCGUAUGGUGUGGGAUGCUGCAGCGAAGGUUGAUGGCGUUUCACUGAACUCAGUUUUACUGAGUGGGCCUGAUACUCUUCCGUCAUUAGCUGCUGUUCUUUAUCGAUUUAGAGAGCGAAAAAUAGGCAUAUGUGCUGACAUUAGAGAAAUGUUCCACCAGAUUUUAAUAAACAGAAAUGAUCAAAACGCUCAAAGGUUUUUGUGGAGAAACCCAACAACGAAGCAAAUUGAGGAAUACAUUAUGAGAGUAAUGAUAUUUGGAGCAACAUGUUCUCCAUAUUGUGCUCAAUUUGUAAAAAACAAAAAUGCAACUGAGUACUUGGACGAUUACCCAAGAGCUGCAAAAGCUAUAAUUGAGAACCACUACGUCGACGAUUAUCUCGACAGUGUCGACUCCGAAGACGAAGCGGUUGAGUUAGCGCGAGCUGUAAAAUAUAUUCACUCAAAGGCUGGAUUUGACAUUCACAAUUUUAUUUCAAAUUCACCAAAUGUCUUGCGUGCUCUCAAUGCCGAAAUAAAUGACCACACAACAAAAAAUAUUACUGAUGGGAACAUUUCAAAUAGUCAUGAAAAAAUACUGGGAAUGUGGUGGUCGAACAACAGUGAUACCUUUUCCUUUUUAUUCAAAUGUCCAAAGCUGAAACCGGGCAUUCUGUCAGGCCAAAUAUGUCCAACAAAAAGAGAAGUUUUGAGGUCAUUAAUGAGCAUCUUCGACCCACUUGGAUUGAUUACAAAUUUUUUAGUAAGGCUAAAAAUAUUAUUACGAGAAAUCUGGCGAUCAUCGGUACAGUGGGAUGAAAAAAUACGUGAGCAACACUUUGUAGAAUGGUGUGAUUGGGUGGACCACCUCCCUAUGGUACAAAGGCUAGUGAUUAAUCGUCCGUACAUAAAUAUGAUUGAAUAUAAGACAAAACCUAACGUUCAAUUACACGUGUUUGUGGAUGCAAGUGAGAACGCAUUCGCAGCAGUUGCAUACCUUCGUUUCUCAUCCGGCUAUCUAAUUGAAUGUGCUCUCGUUGGUGCAAAGGCAAAAGUUGCACCGCUUAAAGAUACGUCUAUACCUAGAUUAGAACUAGAAGCUGCAGUAUUGGGUGUCCGUCUUUCUAAGUCUAUUCGCGAGGGUCAUUCAAUAUCCAUAGAUAAGAUUAUUUUCUGGUCUGAUUCAAAAACAGUCCUUUAUUGGAUUAGGUCAGAAGAUCGCCGCUAUAAGCACUUUGUAGCAUUUAGAAUCGGGGAAAUUAUCGAAGCAUCUGACCCUAAUGAUUGGAGGUGGAUUCCAACAAAAGAAAAUGUGGCAGACGAGGCCACAAAAUGGAAACGUCACAUGAAAUUUGAGUCUGAAUGCAGAUGGUAUAAGGGGCCUUCAUUCCUUUACCAACAGGAAGAUCAAUGGCCAAGAGAUGAAUCCCUUCAAUUUAUCACUGUAGAGGAAGCUAGGGUGAAUUUCGUUCAAAACGUUUCAAAAACUAAUGCAAGCAUUAUUGAGUACACUCGUUUUUCUAAAUGGAAUAGACUUUUACGUUCACUUGCCUAUGUUUUUAAAUUCAUCGACAUUAAGUGUCGUAAAAGAGCGGCAGACGAACUGAUUCCUUUAUCCACAGAUGAUUUGAAGCGCGCACAAAACUACUUGUAUCGACAAUGUCAAUUAGAGGCAUAUCCAGCAGUAGUCGCCUUCUUGAAAAAUAAACAAAAUUAUUCGACUCUAGAAGAGACAAAUCCACUCUAUCAGCUUUCUCCUUAUAUGGACUCCAAUGAUGUCAUCCGGAUAAAUGGGCGUAUUGACGCUGCAAAUGAUAUUCCAUAUGACACAAAACGACCUAUUAUCCUGCCUAAACAUCAUUAUGUCACUCAUUUAAUCAUUGAUGCAGUUCAUCAACGUUUAUAUCACCAACAUAGCGAAACCGUCAUUAACGAACUGAAGCAACUUUACUACAUUACAUCACUUAGAACUACGGUAAGGAAAGUGAUAAAUAAAUGCCAGGACUGCAGAAACAAAAAAUCAAAACCUAUUCCCCCACUUAUGGGUGAACUUCCACCCAGCAGAUUGAAAUCGUUUAAUCGUCCGUUUUCCUACAUCGGGAUAGAUUACUUCGGACCAAUGAAUGUGAAAGUUGGAAGGCACUUAGAAAAGAGAUGGGGUGUUAUUAUUACUUGUAUGACCAUCCGCGCAAUUCAUAUUGAAGUCGCGCAUAGUCUAUCUACCGAUUCAUGUAUCUUAGCGAUUAAGAGGUUCAUGGCUCGUAGAGGCACACCAUUGGAGAUAACUAGUGAUAAUGGGACAAACUUUCGGGGUGCAAGCAGAGAACUUAAGGAUGCAGUCGAACAGAUCGAUCACUCAAGAAUAGCUAAUGAAUUCGUUAGUGCAGAUUUAAGAUGGAGGUUCAUACCGCCAGCAUCGCCACAUAUGGGGGGGAGUUGGGAGCGAAUGGUUCGUUCAGUGAAGCAAGUUUUAGCAAAUAUGCAACCAUCUCGAAAUCCUUCAGAUGAAAUUCUUUUGAGUAUGAUGGCUGAAGUCGAAAAUAUUAUUAAUUCCAGGCCAUUAACUUAUGUUCCGUUAGACUGCGACAGCGAUGAGGCCUUAACGCCGAAUCAUUUUUUAUUGGGUUCAUCGAGUGGCAAAAUUCAUUUUGGCGAAUUCAACGACGAUAGUAUUGUUCUCAAAAAAGGGUGGAUGACAUGUGAACAAUUUGCCAACUCAUUUUGGAGGCGUUGGGUGCAAGAGUACCUACCAACCUUGACUAAGCGAACAAAAUGGUUCAACCCCACCAGACCAAUCAGUAUCGGUGAUGUUGUUAUCGUAGUAGACAAACAGUUUCCGAGAAAUCAAUGGCCAAAAGGAGUAGUCACCAAGGUGUUCCCAGGGAAGGACGGCCAAGUACGAAGUGCCCUCGUACAAACAUCAUCAGGAUGCUACACGAGACCCGCUACCAAGCUUGCAAUCUUAGAUGUCAAUGGGCCAGGUUUGGAUCUAGAUGGUAACCAGGAACAGGGCUCCAGCUUACCAGGGGGGAGUGUUGGCAAACCUGGCAACGCUGACACCUCCCAACUUAAGAUAUAA
Molecule: messenger RNA, 5832 nt
Organism: Eupeodes corollae
Lineage: Eukaryota; Metazoa; Arthropoda; Insecta; Diptera; Syrphidae
Exons: 1
Coding region: 1-5832 (1943 amino acids)
Biological process (GO): DNA integration
Molecular function (GO): nucleic acid binding
Source: RefSeq, a predicted model, not a curated record